This is a messenger RNA of Spodoptera exigua (beet armyworm), 4324 nucleotides long. The record is from the annotation of a GenBank genome assembly. Lineage: Eukaryota; Metazoa; Arthropoda; Insecta; Lepidoptera; Noctuidae.
CGAACAGUGGCCUGGAUCACUCGCUACCGACUGGUAGCCGAUUGAAAAUGUGCGCGUUAUCAAAUGUUUUUAAAGUAUAAACUGUGAAUUGAUUGGCUAUUUGUAAUUAUCGUUUUUUUUAAAGAUAAGACGACAGGUGAAACUCACAAAAUGCCAUUGGAUGCCAGUGCUUAACAAAUAUCGAUGUGAUGAGGUGAUAUUUGAUUUGUGCAGUGUUUGUGUGUGACUCAAGACGUUUUGUUAUAAUAUGUGGGGGGCAGCGGUGUCGAAUCCGCCGCACUACCAUUACGUUCAAGGACCUGCUGGUCCAAUUCCUCAAGUAGGGCCUAAUGGUCCGAUAUUGUCCGGUCCUUCGACGAGGCAUUUACGUCCGCAAUCAUCGUACUCUUUGCCUCAUGGUACCAAUGGGCCCGGGCGUUGGAGUUGGUCAGGAAGUAAUGUCUCGUCAUUCGAUCGAAGACAGCUGAAGGUACCUCCACAACCUGCUCGCCCUGCUCCAGUAAGGCCUUCACAAAGCCGAUACACUGGAAAUAAUAAGGUCGACCCCGAGCUGAUCUUCACGAAACAGGAGAAGAUCGGCAAAGGCUCGUUCGGUGAGGUGUUUAAAGGUGUCGAUAACAGGACCCAGCAAGUGGUCGCUAUUAAAAUAAUCGACUUAGAAGAAGCUGAAGAUGAAAUCGAAGACAUCCAGCAGGAGAUCAUGGUGUUGUCACAAUGUGACAGCCCCUACGUUACUAAAUAUUACGGAUCAUACUUAAAGGGAACAAAACUAUGGAUUAUAAUGGAAUAUUUGGGCGGAGGGUCGGCGCUGGACCUUAUGAAGGCUGGCAGCUUCGAGGAGAUGCACAUAGCGGUGAUCCUCCGGGAGGUGUUGCGGGGCCUUGAUUACCUGCACUCCGAAAGGAAGCUGCACAGAGAUAUAAAGGCUGCUAACGUACUGCUUAGUGAAAUGGGCGACGUCAAGCUGGCUGAUUUUGGUGUGGCGGGCCAGUUAACGAACACGACAAGUAAACGCAACACUUUCGUGGGCACACCGUUCUGGAUGGCGCCGGAGGUGAUCAAACAGUCGUGUUACGACAGCAAAGCUGACAUCUGGUCCCUCGGCAUCACCGCCAUAGAGCUGGCUAAAGGCGAGCCUCCCAACUCAGAGCUACACCCCAUGAGGGUACUCUUCCUCAUUCCCAAGAACAACCCUCCGCAACUGACAGGCAGCUACUCAAAACCGUUCAAAGAGUUCGUCGAGGCGUGCCUGAAUAAGGACCCAGAAAAUAGACCAACAGCUAAGGAAUUAUUAAAGUUCCAGUUUAUAAGGAAGGCAAAGAAGAAUUCGUAUCUAAUGGAUCUUAUAGAUAGGUAUAAGAAGUGGAAGGCGCAGCGGAGCGAGGAGAGCGAAACCGAGUCGGAGAAUUCAGAUUCAGAGGAGUGUCGAAGUGGUGACAGUGAGGCGGACGAGCCCUGGAUCAUGACAGUCCGGGGUGGAGCUCUACAGCCGCCCGCAGAACGAGACAACAAGCGACGCAAUAACCACCACGACGAUAAUGUGGCACCCCGAGAGACGUCAGUAGUGGGUGGCGCGAAGCAGAACGGAGGCGCGGUGUCGGCGGAGGCCGCCGGCGCCGGCGCGCCGCCCGCCGCCGCGACACACGCCAACAACAACUCCGCGGACAAACUGCCGACCCGGCAAACGUCGAACGUGCAAGUGAACGCGGAACAAAGGAGCACGAAGGAACGCGAACGCGACCGAGGCGACCGCAACGAGCGCAAGGAGAGAACUGAACAACACCAGCCCUCCAACAGGGAUAGCGUAGUCUAUAAUAAAAACGCCACGCCUUUGGACGAUAGAGGAACAAACAGCGAAGAGAACAAAGUGAAGAGACAUCCGUAUUUGCAACAACUUAUAUAUCCACUACUCAAUGAGCUGUCCCGCAAGCACGGGUCCGGCAGCGCGGCCGCCAUCGAGGAGCUGCGCCGCGCCUUCGAGCACGCCGAGCGCGCCGCACCACACCUCACGCGGGCCUUCGUACAACAGGUGGUGCAGAGGGUGGCAACUCAGUCGCACCAGCCGUCGACGCCCUCCCACAACCCUCCCUCGCAGCAGUGGAUGAGGUAGGGAUCUAUAAUAGCCGUAGCGUGAGCGAGCAAGUCGCGGCGCUACCUGCGCACUGGAGAUGAGACCACGAACCAAUGUACCGGCGGACACUUGACUACGUAUUUGUUACAAACACACCCAACCAACCACUAGUGUGAUAUGUACGUAGUAAACGUUAAACCUCACACGUGAUAACUCAAUAACUAAAAAGGAAACUGCAGUUCUAUGGUCAUUGUUUUAAAAAGAUUUUUGAAAUAUAAAAUUGUUGAACAGCAGACUUCUGUUCCACGUGUAAGGUUUCCCGUUUGUUACGUAGGUACCAUUAUAGUUUAAGACCGAUAGCAAAUAGUACGUCAAACGGUCGCCGACUAUACUUAUCAAUAUCAAAGUAUUCACAUCAAUUGCUAUUUUGUAAAACAUUUUACUGUCACGUUUAGAAACACGUCUUUGAUAACUAAACACUUAGCAAUAGAUUUCUAUAUUGUGUAUGUUUCAAUCUUCAUUUCUUAGUUCGCGCGCUACCUGUGCCGACACAAGAACAUAUUUCGAUGGUACACAGUAAUCAGUUCUCAUUCAUUCUAUUCAUAUUUGUUAUAUUUUCGUUCUAAUUGUGUUCUUAUCUAUUUCUGAACGAUAAAUCUAUUUAAAUUAUUUUGUUACUGGAUGCAAAGGGCAUUACAGUUAGAAUAAUCUUUAUCAUCACGCUGUGAUUAUAAUAUUUUAUAUUUAUCGUGAACUGACACACCUGUCGAAUAUAUUCUUACUUAUACCACUAUAUUGACAAGGCAUUAACUAUUAGCAUUUUUUGUUCCUCUAACAAAAUGUUAUGUAACAUGGGUCGACGUGUAGCCGCAACCGAGUCACAAAGUUGCAAUGCCAUAGUGUAAUAAAUAAAAAUAAACGUAAUAAAUACUUAAGAUGGUUAUGUCUUAUAAUAUUUUAUAUUAUGUGCAUUAUUUGUGUAAAUAUCAUUUAGUUGUGAUGUCAUAACGCCUGCGGUAACUUAGUUGUGCUAACAAGUAACACGCAAUAUCUGUGCGAGCUAACGCAGCGCAGUAUUUAUAGUGUCGCGACCACUCGAGAGUCGGUCCUAUGGCCGCAUGAUUAAGUUUUCACUGUGAGUUGUUUUAGUAUAAUUUCCCCGCGGCUGUUUGUUGAGUGCCUGGGUUUGUUUUACAACGGUAUUGGAUCUUUUUAACUUAAAUAUUCGUGGAGAGCUCAUUCGCUAUACUUCGCCAAUAUUUUGCCAUAAUAUUUUUUUUUCUAAAAUUUAUUUUUACUAACACUAUCGUUUUGUAUAGAGAAGUCUGAUUGAUAUUGUGAUCAGUCGUCUAAAUUCUAACAUAUUUAUAUGCUUUAGAAAUCGAUGUUUGAAACUUUAUAGAAAGUGUUAAGUGUCAUUCCAAACAAAAGACAAUAUUGUCAGCAUUUAUAGAUUAUUUGAGUUGAUUUUGUGAAGUUGCAACAUCUGUGAACUGUCCGCUUGUGAAAAAUUGUUAUAAAUUCCCGUAGUUUAGUUAUUUGAAGCUUAGAUUUAGUUGUGUAUUCGGCUACUUACCGACUUGGAAUUAAAUUAGUGACUAAUACAUGUUCUUAAAGAAUAAUAGUCCGAUCACUGUUUCAUAGUUUCGUUCGUAACUAGGAGAGGAUAAUGGUAGAGAGUCGAAGGAUUCGAGUAUUUUGUUAAUAUUACGAUGCAGACAUCAAUGACCAUGCGAUGUCGUUAUAAAUAAAAACAUGCUUAAUAUGCGACAAUAUUUAGCAAUUGGGAGUAUAUAGAGUAUAUUAUAAUGAAAACUACAAACAUUAUUAUUGCUGUGUAAAAAUGUAAACCUAAUAUAAAUGUAAAUUAUGUAGUAUAAUAUAAAGCUGUUUUAUGAAGUGUUCUUAUAAGCAUAUGGAGAGUAGUUAUUGUCUUUCCAAUUUACGUAUGUGAGCGCGGCCGAGAGCACGGCCCACGUUGUUUAUAACGUCUAGUUUGUAGUGUCCAGGUACCUCGGUAUCCCUAACGUAGGAAGGAGUAAUAAAUUGCCUCUGACGCGUAGUUCAUAAGUCCCGGUGGGCCGUGCUCUCGGACUGCGCUGUAUUUUGCCUUGAAUUUUUGUUUUGCCAUGUGAAAAUAUCAUGGAAGAUGUUAGUUUGAUUUCGAUGGAGGAUCAAAAAUUAUUUUUCCACUUGAUCGUAUAAAUAAAGCGUGUAGUGUUAGAGGUGGGCGAUAAUUGUUGAUUAUUGAUU